This is a messenger RNA of Spodoptera frugiperda (fall armyworm), 4928 nucleotides long. It is a transcript of the gene ValRS-m, whose product is annotated as valine--tRNA ligase. NCBI's taxonomy places the organism in Eukaryota, Metazoa, Arthropoda, Insecta, Lepidoptera, Noctuidae. The record is from RefSeq and is a predicted model, not a curated record. The transcript is spliced from 4 exons. Bases 112 to 3084 code for a protein of 990 amino acids. Gene Ontology annotation, molecular function: valine-tRNA ligase activity; aminoacyl-tRNA deacylase activity; ATP binding. Gene Ontology annotation, cellular component: cytosol. Gene Ontology annotation, biological process: valyl-tRNA aminoacylation.
UUUAAUAGAUAUGGAACGCGAAAGAUUUGAUAUUGUCAAAAACAAAACAAUUUUCGGAAAAAUCUGAUCGCGGCUUAGAUUUAAUGCAUAUUUUAUAAAUAAUUGAGCAAAAUGUUACGUUUACAAAAUUAUAAAGUAACCUACCAGCAUAUACAACUACACCAGAGGCUUAUAACGAGUACAACAAACAUAGUUUUGAAACCAAAUGUUUCUGCAAAUGCUUAUCAGCCCCGAAAUGUAGAAAAGAAGAAAUAUGAAAAUUGGGAAAAGUAUAAUCUGUUCACCGCUGAAAAUACUAGCACAAAACCUAAGUUUAGCAUGGUGCUACCUCCUCCGAACGUCACCGGGUCUCUUCAUUUAGGUCAUGCAUUAGCAUGUACAGUCCAGGAUGUGAUUGUAAGACACAAGAGGUCUAGGGGCCACAAUGUGCUCUGGUUGCCCGGCAUAGACCAUGCUGGGAUCGCUACACAGGGUGUAGUAGAAAAAUAUCUAAAAACAAAACAGGAUGUAUCACGCCACGACAUAGGACGGGAGAAGUUCCUACAAGAAGUCUGGAAAUGGAAGGAAAAACAUGGACAUACUAUAGUGAACCAAUUGAAAACACUUGGUUGUUCCCUCGACUGGGGUCGACAGACUUUUACCAUGGACCCAAAGCAUACAAACGCUGUAAACACAGCCUUCAUAAAACUAUUUAAAAAAGGUCUCAUAUACCGCAAAAAGGCCUUAGUUAACUGGUGCAGUACUUUAAAGUCUACUGUCUCCGAUAUUGAAGUAGACAAUGUCCCUGUAAAUGGCCCAAAAGACAUGAUUGUACCCGGGUAUGAUAGACCCAUUAAGUUUGGUGUGAUAUACCACUUUGCAUAUAAGUUGGUUGAUUCGGAUGAGGAUAUUGUGGUUGCUACUACGAUGCCGGAGACUAUGUUGGGUGAUAUCGCGAUUGCUGUACAUCCUCAGGAUAAAAGGUACAGACAUUUGGCAGGUAAGCGAGUUUGGCAUCCAUUUAGAAACGAAACAUUACCAAUCAUAAAAGACGAAUUCGUUGACAAAAAAGUUGGAACCGGCGCGGUGAAAAUAACACCAGCGCAUAGCAAAGUGGACUAUGAAGUAGCAAAAAAGAACAACAGUAUACGAUUAAUUCAAGUUAUUGAUGAAAACGGACGAAUGACUACUUCAGACCAAUUCAACGGAUUGAAGAGAUAUGAAUGCCGGCAGCUGAUCUUAGAGACACUAGAUAAUUUAGGCCUUUUAAGGGAUGCCAAACCACACCCAAUGACCUUACCAAUAUGCAGUCGAAGCGGCGGCAUCAUAGACCAUCUACCCAAAGAACAAUGGUUCUUAUCCUGCAGUAAACUAAACGAGAAGGCCGCCGCACUAGUCGACAAAGGCCACCUGGUCAUUGAACCCGCGAAGUACGUCAAAUACUGGCAGAACUGGACCGGCAACGACCGUGACUGGUGCAUCUCCAGACAACUUUGGUGGGGACACCAGAUCCCAGCCUACAAAUGCAAAGUCGAUCGAAAUGUAGUUUGGAUCGCCGCUCAAAACGAAGAAGCGGCUAAAGUAGAGGCUUCAAAAGUUUUAAGAACCUUACCCGACCUGAUCAAAGUUGAAAGAGAUCCGGACGUACUUGAUACCUGGUUCUCAUCAGGGAUCUAUCCGUUCGCAGCGCUGGGGUGGCCGGAUUCUGCCAAGGAGAAAGAUUUUAAGAAAUUCUAUCCCUUAGAUCUGUUAGCGACGGGACACGAUAUCUUAGGAUUCUGGGUCCAUAGGAUGGUCAUCCUCGGAUUAGAGUUAACAGACCAGUUGCCAUUCAAAAAGGUUUUACUGCACGGCGUGAUUUGCGACAGUAAAGGCGCCAAGAUGUCCAAAAGUAGAGGGAAUGUCAUAGACCCUAUAGACGUUGUAGAAGGAAUUAAUAUGGAGAAUCUUAAAGACAAAACGAAAGAAUUGCACAGAAAUGGAAUUUUGAGUUUGACUGAAAUGGACAAAGCUUUGGCGUAUCAUCAGGCGAACUUCAUGCAAACUAAAGGGAUACCGGAGUGUGGAGUAGAUGCUUUAAGGUUCACUUUGCUGUCACACGAUAUUAAAUCUCAUUUUGUUAACUUUGACAUUGCGAUGUGUCACUCUAACAAACUCUUCGGCAAUAAAAUUUGGCAGAGCGUUCGGUAUACCCAGCUCUCGUACUCCAAGCUGCCCGCUUUAAGCACAGAGAUAACUAAGGCCAACCUUACGUAUUUCGACAAAUGGAUCCUAAGCAGAAUGUCAGAUAUGGUAGAGACAGUCAACAAGUCUAUGGAUAACUACGAAUUCCAUUUAGCUACAAAAGCAAUAAGGACUUUUAUGUACAAUGAGUGUUGUGAUAUUUACUUGGAGGCUACCAAACCAGGGUUUGCCGGUAAAGAUCCAGUAAAGGCGUAUGCUCACGCUCACACGUUAUCCGCCGUAUUAAAUACAUCACUGAGGUGCCUCGCGCCUUUCAUGGUGUAUCUGACAGAAGAACUAAUUCCAAAAGUGCCCACCUUCUCAAAUAACAUCAUAUUCAACUUUAAAGACGGACCAAACAAAUAUUAUGAUUUCCCUUUUAGGGAACACUUUAUGGAGUGGAAAGACAGCGCUAUCGAGAAGCAAGUGGAUCGAUUUAUGAACACGAUAUAUUUGGUUAGGGAGCUAAAGGCUCUUUAUAACAUUUCGAAUAAAAUGCGACCUUCAAUUUACAUUAACAAUUUAGACGAAACUUUGAGAACUGAUAUACAGAGUAAUCAGGAGGUAUUUCUAAAUCUAUCGCGGUGUAGUGAUGUGGCGUUCAAAUCGGAUCCGGAAAAGAAUUAUGUGACCGCGGUAUUGGAUAAAAAUACAGAAGUGAACGUUGAAUUGUUGGGUGAAGAUGUGGAGUUGGCGAUAUUUGCGGCUAAGACGAAACUGGAAAAGAAAAUUCAACAGUUGAAUGAGAGUUUAUCGAGAUUAGAAGCAAAGUUCGCGAGUGGGCAUUAUUUGGCGAAUGCCCCGCCGUGGGCGCAGGCCAUAGACAAAGAGAAACUACAUUCGAAGAAGAAAGAAUUAGAACAAUUGCAAAGACUGAUGUAGAUUAAAAAUUAAAACUAAAAUUAGUUUGUAGGCGAUGCUUAACUUGCUGUUGGAUUGUGCAAUAAUUUUAAAGAUUUUGUUGAGGGAAAUUCGAUUGGAAACAAGUGAUUUUGCUAUGUUACUUAAGUUAGGACCUCACCUAGGGAUGAUAACGGGGUAUGGAAAUUAAAAAUCUAUUUAGUCCGUCAGUUAGGUAAUGGAAAAAUAUUAGACACGUAAUUUGUUUAUUUUGUCAUAUAAAAUAGCAAUACUUAGAUGAAUGAAAGUUUAGAAAUAGGAGCAAAUACGUCAUUAUUAUACGUAUAAAAAGUAUCUAGAAGUGACGUCACGCAAUAAUUAUUUCAAAUCGAGAUAUCUUCCAAAGUAUUUGUUAACAUAAGAAAAUACAAAAAUACGUGUCUAAUAUUUUAAAAUAGUCUACAAGACGGACUUUAAAAUAAAAAUUUGUCAUCUACCCUAUUACCUUCCCAUUAAGGACGAUUAUUGCAGUUUAAUAAAAUUAGUUGUUACCAUUGGUAAAUGAUAACAUUCUUCUAUUACUAAAGGCAAUAUCUUAAAUGAUUUACCUUCAAUGUGGUAUUUACAUAAAUGCAUUAUAUCAAUUGUUUCCUAUAAAGUAACAAAAUUUAAAAUAUCAUGUGUUAUGUCAAUCAGGAUUUGUUUUUUAAAUAUCUUAUGACGACAUCAAUGCCAUGAAAUAUUUAAAUCUAAAUUAGAAAUAAGUACGCAACAUAAUUUCCAUAGUAAAAAAAACAGUAAAAUUGUUAAGUUAUUAAAAAUAAUGUUAUUUAAUGCUUUUGUUUGUUGUAUAUUUAUUAAAUUAAUAUGAAAUUUAUGUCAACAUUUUUUUAAAUAAACGACAAAGUUUUAAAGUUUAAAAUGUUUAUUUGUUAAAAAAAUUCAAUAUUUUGUUUAAAAAAAACUUACAACAGUUGAUAUAUAAUAUAUUAAUUGACUAACAAUAUGUGGCCCCUUGGAACCAAAAUAAUACAUUUUUAUCACUACGAUAACGUUAAAAAAAUCAAAGUUAGCAUUGAGCAUUGACUAUACAAUAAUUAAAAUCAGAAAACUAAAAUUUGAUUUUGUUUAGGGAACAGAGUAUAGUUCCCUAACUGCCAAUUUCAAUAACCUAUCUAUCUGAAGAUUUGCCUACUAGAGAUAAUAUUUUAACAUAAGCUCCAUACAAAAUGUCUCAAAAUUCGAUUUCUAGUAGGCAAAUGUACAGAUAGAUAGGUUAUUAAAAUUGGCCGUAAGAAAAGGAGAAUCCUCCGACCAGGCAAAGUGAUUGUGCUUGGCAGGCUUUCAGCCCAACGGUUAUUCGUUGAGAUUUUCUAUCCGUGUUUCUUUGUAUGCAAACUUCAUAUGUGCUAUGUACCAUAUAAAUCUCUGUAUACUACAGUCAAUGCUAACUUUAAAUUUUUAACAAAACUAUAAUAAACAAAAUAAAGACGACAUCUUAAAAAUACACUUAAAAAACUACCAACAUAACUUGACCUGUCUGAAGUUUACUACAAACUACAAUCUUAUCGUUGUCUCUUUCUUUCGCAACCGUUCAUGUGUAAUUACAUCUCGCUCACUCCUGCAUACGUGCCAACUUCAGAGAGGUCAAGAGUUUUGUUUUGAGCGUUUUACACAACAACGAUAAUAUUGGUUAACAAAGUGGAUAUAAUGGUAUCUUAUGAAAUACAUGGACAGGGGGUGAUUAAACAGAGGUUAAUUAUUUUAUAUACAAUUCGAGACCAUUUAAACAUUAAAUAAGGGACGUAACUACGCGUAGAUAAUGAUUGCUUUAAGAACUCAUCUAACUCAUCUCUCCUUUGAAGUCCUAGUACAGGCAAAUAACU